UAGUGCUAGUUGACAAAGCAAAGACACCACCACAUCAUGACAUCACUGUUACCGAAGAAGUUUGAUGGAAAUUACAUCAAUUAUUGUUGUUGACUACUUGUUUACUCCUCAGAGCUGUUUGUAUGCUCGAAAUCGAAGAGAAUGGCUUCGUUGUCUUCUCUGUCCGUUGUUUCUGAAAGCAAAUAUGAUAUCUUCGUUAGCUUCAGGGGCGUAGAUACCAGACGUGGUUUUCUUAGCCAUCUGAUUAAGGCUUUAAACCAAAAACAGAUUGAGAUCUAUGUAGACUAUAAGCUCAGAGAAGGAACCCAAAUAUCACACUCACUCCUUACAGCCAUUGAAGAAUCAGAGAUUUCCUUGAUUAUAUUCUCCCAAGAUUAUGCUUCAUCCAAGUGGUGCUUGGAUGAACUCGUUAAAAUAAUGAAGUGCAGGAAAGAGAAAGGUCAAACAGCAAUACCUAUAUUUUAUGAUGUAGAUCCAUCUUGUGUGCGACAUCAAAGGGGAAGUUAUGUCGAUGCACUUUCCGGCCAUCGGAAAACGUCAUCGGCGGCGCAGUUGCUAAUGUUGAAAGAAGCUCUCAACGAGGCUGCCAAUUUGUCUGGACUGCAUUCAUCCAACUUUGGGAGUGAUGCUGCUCUUAUUGACGAAAUUGUCAAACGCGUGUUACAAAGGUUGAAUGAAAAGUGCCAAGGAGAUUUACAAGGACUUGUCGGAAUGUAUGAACCAAUUACAGAGCUAGAAUCAUUAUUGUGCAAGGAAUGAAAAGCUGUAGUUAUUAUUGGACUUUGGGGCAUGGGUGGUAUUGGAAAGACAACUCUUGCUAGUUUUGUUUUCAAUAGGGUAUGUCAUGAAUUUGAAGGACUCUGCUUUUUAGACAAUGUAAGAGAAAAAGUCCAGAAAUA
This is a messenger RNA of Arachis duranensis, 899 nucleotides long. Its product is annotated as putative disease resistance protein At4g11170. The record is from RefSeq and is a predicted model, not a curated record. Gene Ontology annotation, biological process: signal transduction. Lineage: Eukaryota; Viridiplantae; Streptophyta; Magnoliopsida; Fabales; Fabaceae. The transcript is spliced from 2 exons. Bases 142 to 759 code for a protein of 205 amino acids.